Megalops cyprinoides (Indo-Pacific tarpon) is the source of this 2453-nucleotide messenger RNA. RefSeq names its product cytidine and dCMP deaminase domain containing 1 (gene cdadc1). The transcript is spliced from 9 exons. Gene Ontology annotation, molecular function: tRNA-specific adenosine deaminase activity; zinc ion binding; dCMP deaminase activity. The record is from RefSeq and is a predicted model, not a curated record. Gene Ontology annotation, biological process: dTMP biosynthetic process; tRNA wobble adenosine to inosine editing; dUMP biosynthetic process. Gene Ontology annotation, cellular component: cytoplasm. NCBI's taxonomy places the organism in Eukaryota, Metazoa, Chordata, Actinopteri, Elopiformes, Megalopidae. The coding region runs from base 240 to 1805 and encodes 521 amino acids.
CGAGCCCAGUCAGGAGUUUGGACUUAUGAACACAGUGAUGACAUCGAGUCGUUUACGUAAGAUGUGGCUUGGGGCCAAUAGUGCAUGAGAGAGGAGGUCCAGCCUUGGGACUGCUCCGCCCUGCAGCCGUACCCCUCUCAGUGGGAUGGGAACGCCAUAGCGUCGUUUCCUGCGUUGGACAAGCGGCGCAGGCGACGUGUAAGCAAUUCACAUCUGAUUGCCGACUGUCGUUUCGCUGAAUGGCAACAGCGGAUACUUCCGAGGUUAACAGAAAAUCGGAGGAAAACCCAGCUGCAGGUUGUUCUUGCAAAAGUAACAACGAUGUAAAGGAAGCGAGUACACAGACCGACACGAAAGUACGAGGUUAUGGGCCUCGACUGUCCAAAGUUAAUUUGUUCACCCUGCUGAGCCUUUGGAUGGAACUUUUCCCGAAGAAUAAAUCUCAGCUGACAAAUGGCAAUAACAUCACGAAGACUCGAAUCACAGGUCUGGUGGUGGUCCAAGACCGGAAUGUGAUUGGACUUCACUGCUCCAGCACAGAGCUGCACGUGGGGCAGAUUGCCGUGGUAAAACAUGGGCCACGACUGAAGGGCUGUGACCUCUACUUCUCCAGGAAGCCCUGCUCCACCUGCCUGAAGAUGAUCAUUAAUGCUGGGGUGAGCCGGAUCUCCUACUGGCCGGGUGACCCCGAGCUGAGCCUGCUGCUACACGCUGAGGGUGCCCGAGGCAGCGGUGCCGACGCGCAGCCUGCGCCCAGCUGCCAGGAGGCCGCACUGGACGCCGUCGCGGCGGAGAGACUGAAGUCCAACAGCCGCUCGCACAUCUGCGUCCUCCUGCAACCGCUGGCCAGCUGCAUGCAGCAGUUCGUGGAGGAGACCUCCAGGCGGUGCGACUUCCUGGAGACGGUCUCUGGGGACGACCCCUGCGCGGACGUGGUGGAGCUGUUCGGCACGCAGCGCAGGCGCAGCCUGGAGGACUUCACCAGAGUGUUCUUCGUGCCAGACGAGCGGCGCCAUCGUGACCUGCUGGCCAAAAUGGGCCUGGAGAAUUUCUGCAUGGAGCCCUACUUCAGCAGCCUGCGGCAGCACAUGAGGGACCUAAUUGGCGUGCUGGCGUCCGUGGCUUCCAGCAUCCCUGACCUCCGGCAGGGGUACGGCUUUUAUCUCAAGGACCCUGCGCAAGUCAGCAGGGGACCUACCCAGGGGCUGUCCCAGGAGAUCGCCCGACAUUGCAUUAUACAAGCAGGGCUGCUGGCCUAUAGGACUGAGGAUCCUAAAGUUGGAGUGGGCGCUGUCAUCUGGGCAGAAGGAAAAUCUGGUCACUGCGAUGGGACAGGCAACAUGUACCUGGUGGGUUGUGGCUAUAACGCUUACCCAGUGGGCUCGGAGUACGCCGAAUUCCCCCAGAUGGACGACAAGCAGCAGGACCGGCGCAGCAGGAAGUACAGAUACAUCAUCCAUGCCGAGCAGAACGCACUUAUCUUCAGGAGUGCAGAGGUCAAGGAGGAUGAGAACACCAUGCUUUUCGUCACAAAAUGCCCUUGUGAUGAGUGUGUGCCUCUCAUAAGAGCUGCUGGAAUUAAGCAGAUCUACACCACAGACCUAGACAGUGGCAAAGACAAACACGACAUCUCCUACCUCAGAUUCGACCGUCUCCAGGGUGUGCAGAAAUUCAUAUGGCAGAGGAAUUCGCCAGCUGGAUGCGUGUCGGACCCACUCAUACCCCAAUCCUUACCAAAUGGUUGUGUUCAGAACCAUGAAAGAGAGACUGAGGAGGACUUUUGCUGUAAGAGGCAGCGUCUUUAAUGAAGUGGUACAUAGACUUUGACCCUGGAAACUUGGGCAGAUUGCUGUAUCCUAAAAUGAAGAGGACUGUCUCACUCUGGAGAAGGAGGCCGGUUUAUUAUGAAGACUUGGGGGGAAAAAGUACAGAAGAGUGACGUACUUGAUGACAGGAGCCCGUUUUACAGUUUGGCGAAGGAAGCAGAGAACGUUCUCGCUGGUCUCUCAAAGGCCUCCACGUUUGUCCUUCAGGUCUGCUCAUCCACUACAGCUGAUGUCUGCCUUUAGAGGAAGUUCACUGCACACUGCCUGUUAACUUCACCAUAAAGGAGAAACUAGUGAAUAUUAUCCAGUCCUAAGAAUGUUCUCUGAAAGAUUCUAUAUAUUUUAAUAUAAACUCAGGAUAAACGGGAAAUGGGGAAAUGUAAUUAUUUAAAAAUAUUUUAGUAGAUCAUUAGCUGUUUUAAUGGUCAGUGCGUUGUGGGUCCUGAAAGGAGUUUGGGUGAGGGGGGUAAGAAGAACAGCCGAAAAGAACGCUGUUGCAUUUCUAUAUGGUCUUUUUCAUCCCAUUGUUACAGGGCACAGCUCUUCCUAACUUUAAAGAUUUUAAUGGACAUAUGGACAUUUCACUCUCUGGCUUGUUUUAUUCAUAAUUUCAUCAGUAUGACAUGA